Molecule: messenger RNA, 1136 nt
Organism: Salmo salar (Atlantic salmon)
Lineage: Eukaryota; Metazoa; Chordata; Actinopteri; Salmoniformes; Salmonidae
Source: RefSeq, a predicted model, not a curated record
CAGGGGGGCUCUAUGGAGAAGGUGAGGGUCAGACCUGGGAUAAAGAGUUCCAGUGUAAAGGCAAAGAGUCCCUUCUCCUGGACUGUGACACCUCAGACAGAGAAAACAACACCUGUCUACCUGGUAAUGCUGUUGGACUCACCUGCUCAGAGCCUGAUGAUGUGGGCUGGUGGGAGGAGGCAGUCGCUGUGCUGGUGGAGUGGAGCGGUACGACCAGGGAGAGUGGAGGACUGUGGGAGCUGAAGACAGGAACCAGAGGGAUGUAGCUGCAGUAGUGUGUAGACAGCUGGGUUGUGGCUCCACUGUUUCAGUUCUACCUGGAAACACCACUGGAGGGUUUGGAGUUGACUGUCAUGGGGAUGAGCCUGUACUGAAGGAGUGUAGGAGAAUGUAUGAUCUCUAUCCUGGACUCACAGUGAUCUGCUCAGAUCUCCUGGUCCAGCCUGAUAUCUCCCUGACUGACUCAAUGGGAGGGGUCUCCAGGGGCCACCAGGGGCCCGAGGUGUUCAGGGGCUACAGCUUCACCAUCACCUGCUCCACUCAGCCACAGUACCCAGGAGGCUCCUUCCUCCUCACGUUCACCGGCUCCAACAGAACCCAGACCCAGCCAGCUGUCAAUCACUCUGCUGCCUUCCUCUUCCCUGCUGCAGAUGACUCCCACCAAGGGAACUACAGAUGUGUUUAUGACAAUUAUGUUUUCUCUCAUGACUUCUCCUCUGAGAGUGAGCUCCUCUCCCUCACCAUCACAGCCUCUCCUCUGCCAGCCUUCAUCAUCAGACACGUUGUAGUGCUGCUGAUCCUACUGACAGCCAUCACCACCUCCUACCUGUACUACAAGCCCACCAGGAGGCAGAAGAGAGUGAACAGGGUGAGCAGCAUGGAUCUUUAUGUCAAUGCCAUGGAGAUGGCCUCUCUGAGCUCCAGAGCUGAAGCUGGACCGGGAGAGGAGAGAGCAGCCCAGGGGACGGAGUAGGAGUAGAAUGAAGCUGACCCUACAUGCUGAUCUUAGGUCAGUUUUGUGUUUUAAAUGGAUGGUCAGCAGUGGACUGGUGUUUAAAAUGUGGUGACAAACCUGAAGUGGUUCUAAUUUUAAUAACAAGUUCAGAAUUAGUUUAUCUUUCUAGAACCUUGGAAGA